AUGCCUUCCACAGCUCCGCUCCAACGGCCUAAACAGCCAACGACGAAAAAGGCAGAGAUCCCAAUCAGCUACGAUAUCAACCUCCCAUACCGGGAAUUGGACCGUGAAAUCAAAACGGACUACCCACAAUACAUACCAUCCUGGGAUCCAAUCUGGUUCGAUCCCCUCACGCCCUUCGACUACGAAGACCCAGCUCUUCGAGUCCGUGACAAAACCAAGCCAAACCUGCUCACAGAAACGGCCAAGACGACCGACAUCCAACCUCACCUAGGAACAAUUGUUGAAAACGUCCAGCUAUCUACCUUGACAGACGCCGCAAAGGACGAGCUCGCCCUGCUCAUCGCAGAGCGCAAAGUGGUCGCCUUCCCAGACCAGGACCUCAUCGACGCAGGCCCAGAUGCGCAGGAGGCCUUCAUGCGCCAUUUCGGCAAACCCAACUAUCAGCCCGUGUCCGGGUCGAUGCCCGGCCACCCGGCGUUCCACAUCAUCCACCGCGACGGUAACCGCGAUGAAAUCGCCCGCUUCUUGGAACAGCGCACUACCACAACCCUCUGGCACCAGGAUGUCAGCUACGAGAUCCAACCGCCGGGCUACGUCAUGCUGGGUCUUUUGCAGGGCCCCGAGGUCGGCGGCGAUACCGUCUUCGCCGCGACAGAUAUGGCCUAUAAGCGGCUUUCGCCGGCUGUUACUUCUUUCCUGGAUGGAUUGAAGGUCACACACACUUCGCGGAAAAUGAUUAACCAUUCUCGCUUGACGGGUGGGCUUGUAAGGAAGGAUCCGGUUGAUACCGUCCAUCCGCUUAUACGGGUUCACCCAGUCACUGGGCAGAAGUGCAUAUUCUUGAAUGGGGAGUUUAUUACAAAGAUUAAUGGACUGAAGGAUUCCGAGACGAAGUGGGUGUUGGAGUUCUUGAUGAAUCAUUUGGUUACUGGACAUGAUUUCCAGGCCAGAGUGCGCUGGCAGCCGAGGACUAUAGUUAUGUUUGAUAAUCGGUCGACUAUGCACUCUGCUAUUGUGGAUUACUUGAACGAUGACGGUAGUGCGAAGCCUCGUCAUAUCUUCCGUCUUAUUGCACUGGCUGAGAAGCCUAUUCCAGUGUAUGAGGAUGAAGAUGAGGUGGAGUAG
Messenger RNA from Penicillium soppii, 1125 nucleotides. RefSeq names its product TauD/TfdA dioxygenase family protein. The transcript is spliced from 2 exons. NCBI's taxonomy places the organism in Eukaryota, Fungi, Ascomycota, Eurotiomycetes, Eurotiales, Aspergillaceae. The coding region runs from base 1 to 1125 and encodes 374 amino acids. The record is from RefSeq and is a predicted model, not a curated record. Gene Ontology annotation, molecular function: 2-oxoglutarate-dependent dioxygenase activity. Gene Ontology annotation, cellular component: cytoplasm.